Messenger RNA from Danaus chrysippus (African queen), 1191 nucleotides. The record is from the annotation of a GenBank genome assembly. Lineage: Eukaryota; Metazoa; Arthropoda; Insecta; Lepidoptera; Nymphalidae.
AUGCCAAAUGUGCCAUCCAAAUAUAACAAAAAUACCGCCAUCACCGUCACAUCAUCAUCCCAUCAUCUCCAUCAUCAUCAUCUCCCAUCACCCCCAUCACCCCCAUCAUCCCCAUCAUCCCCAUCAUCUCCAUCAUCUUCAUCAUCCCCCAUCACACCCAUCAUCCUCAUCAGACACAUCAUCCCCCUCAAUCAACCCCAUCAUCCUCCAUCACCCCACAUCAUCCCCAUCACAUGUCCUCCAUCAUCCCCAUCCACAUCACCCCAAUCUACACCCCAUCAUCAUCUCCAUCAUCUCCCAUCCCCAAUCUCCAUCAUCCACAUCAUCAUCCCCAUCUCCCCAUUCAUGCCCAUCAUCAUCAUCCAUCAUCCCCUCCAUCAUCCCCAUCAUCUCCAACAUCCAUUCAUCCCCCUCAUAUCAUCUCCAUCACCCAUCAUCACCAUCAUCCAUCAUCAUCCUCCAUCAUCCCCAUCAUCUCCAUCAUCCCCAUCAUCAUCCCCCAUCAUCAUCCAUCAUCACCCAUCAUCUCCAUCAUCCCCCCAUCAUCCCCAUCCCCACAACCCCAUCAUCCCCAUCACCCCCAUCAUCCACAUCUUCUCCAUCAUCCCCAUCCCAUCAUCAUCCCCAUCAUCCAUCAUCCCCAUCAUCCCCAUCCCCAUCAUCCCCAUCACCCCCAUCAUCUCCAUCAUCCCCAUCAUCCACAUCAUAUCCCUCAUCCCCAUCAACCCAUCAUCCCCAUCCAUCCCCAUCCCCAUCAUCUCCCCAUCACCCCAUCUUCCAUCAUCCCAUCAUCCACAUCCAUCAUCAUCCCCAUCAUCCCCAUCCAUCCCCAUCAUCCCCAUCAUCCCCAUCAUCAUCCCAUCAUUCAUCUCAUCACCCAUCAUCUCCAUCAUCCCCAUCAUCCCCAUCAUCCCCAUCCCCCAUCUCCAUCAUCCCCAUCACACAUCAUCCAUCAUCCCCAUCAUCCCCAUCAUCCCCCAUCAUCCCCAUCAUCCAUGUCAUCAUCCCCAUCAUCCCCAUCACACCCAUCAUCCCAUCAUCUCCCCAUCAUCCCCAUCAUCUCCAUCAUCUCCAUCAUCCCCAUCACCCCCAUCAUCCCCAUCACCCCAAUCAUUCCCGUCAUCCCCUCCAUCAUCUCCAUCACCCCAUCAUCCCCAUCACCCCCAUCAUCCCAUCACCCCCAUCAUGUAA